Molecule: messenger RNA, 263 nt
Organism: Paraglomus brasilianum
Lineage: Eukaryota; Fungi; Glomeromycota; Glomeromycetes; Paraglomerales; Paraglomeraceae
Source: the annotation of a GenBank genome assembly
AUGGCCGCCAAAUCAACAAUCCUCUUUAUCUUCGCUUUGGUCUACUUGUUAUGCUACGUCGGCGCAUUGUCUGUAGGAGAACGCAAGUCUUCUGCCAUUGAGGCUAGACAUGUGCGAAGGUUUAAUCCACAGCCAGACCCACCUUUUACUUCGAGGCAUGUGCGAAGGUUUAACCCACAGCCAGACCCACCUCUUACUUCGAGACAUGUGCGAAGGUUUAAUCCACAGCCAGACCCACCUUUUACUUCGAGGCAUGUGCGAAG